ACGGUACGCGCUUUCACGAAAAAUUAAACAUUUUUUAUCAACAAGAAGAAAACACGGUGUAGUAAAUAUUCCAAUUGUAGAUAGUUGACGCUCCAUGCCAGAAGUUUUCAAAGUUCUAUAAGCCUUGUUGCAAAUUAAGAAUGACAACGGUAAACAAAGAUUUGCAAAAAGAACGCGAAAGGUGUACAUUCAAUCCUUUGGAAUUGACACAUUUACUCGAUGGAGGUGCAGAAAAAACUGCUAUACGGCAAGAGAGAGAGAAUUUAUUUUUAAGUGACCCACAACUGCAGGACAGCGUGCCUGCCGAAUAUAAGAGUCAUAAAGAGAAGUACGAAGAUGCUAUUCGUAAAGGAUGUAGGGUUCUCGAAAAAGUGCAGCAACUUCAAGAACAAGGGAAAGCAGAUAUGGAUGUUUUCUCACAAGUACUCGGUGGCAUGUUAGGAUCAGCUAUCUUGAAAGAUGGGAAUCCGUUGACUCUACACUACGUUAUGUUUAUUCCUGCACUUAUGGGACAAGGCACUGUGGAACAACAAGGAUACUGGAUAUCGAAAGCCUGGUCAUGCAGCAUCAUUGGAACAUAUGCACAGACCGAACUUGGCCAUGGAACUUUUAUUAGGGGAUUGGAAACGACAGCUACUUACGACACUUCAACCCAAGAAUUCGUUCUUAACAGUCCAACUUUGACUUCUUACAAAUGGUGGCCCGGUGGAUUGGGUCAAACAGCCAAUUAUGCUGUGGUUGUGGCACAACUAUAUACUCAAGGAGAGUGCAAAGGUAUCCAUCCGUUUGUCGUCCAGCUUAGAGAUGAAGAUACUCAUGAACCGUUGCCUGGCAUCAAAAUUGGUGAAAUUGGCACGAAAUUGGGUAUGAACGCGACAAACAAUGGAUUUCUUGGUUUUGAUCAUGUUAGAAUACCCAGAGAGAGUAUGUUGAUGAAAAAUUCACAGGUCUUAGAAGAUGGAACGUAUGUCAAAGCUCCAAGUGAUAAGUUGACAUAUGGUACCAUGAUGUUUGUACGUGUGGUGCUGAUAAAAGAUAUUGCGAGAUAUUUAUCGAAGGCGGUUACAAUUGCAGUAAGAUAUAGCGCAAUUCGACGACAGUGUCAAAUUACGUCGGACAAACCAGAGGUGCAAAUAAUCGAUUAUGUUACCCAACAGUAUAAACUGUUCCCUCAACUGGCUACAUGUUUUGCAUUGUCAAUGUCCGCGGAAUGGAUUUGGGACAUGUACAACAAUGUUACUGCUGAAUUAGACCAAGGCGAGCUAGAAAGACUUCCUGAGUUACAUGCACUAUCAUGCUGUUUGAAAGCAGUUGCAUCCUCAGAUGCAGCGACGGGAAUAGAACUAGUGCGAUUAUCUUGCGGUGGCCAUGGUUACAUGGCUGCAAGUAAUUUGCCAGCCACUUACGGCUUGGUUACAGCUGCGUGUACAUAUGAGGGUGAAAAUACUGUAUUAUUCCUCCAAACGGCUAGAUAUUUGGUCAAAGCUUGGAGACAAACAAUCAGUGGUCAAGAUUUACCACCAACUGUAAAAUACUUGACUCAGCUUUCUCGUGGCACCAAACAAAAGCCUUGGAAGAAUACGCUUACGUGUAUCAUAAAGGCUCAUCAAUCGGUUGCAGCUGGAAAAAUUCGGCUCGCAACGGAAAAUAUGGACAGGCGAAUACGGAGCGGUUUAUCGCAGGAAGAAAGUUGGAACCAAACGAGUAUUGAACUGGUACAGGCAGCAGAAUCCCAUUGUCGACUGUUUAUCGUCGAACGAUUUAUUAUUGCAGUGCGAAAUUUGACCAGGAUUUCUGAACAAUUGCAUACAGUAUUAACACAACUUUGUGAACUUUAUGCUGUCUACUGGGUAUUGCAACGAGUCGGAGACUUUAUUCGGUUUUCAUGUCUAAAUGUCGAAGAUGUUCCCGUACUUCAGUCUCGCCUGGAAGAACUAUUGUCUCAAAUUCGUCCCAACGCUGUUGGAGUAGUCGACGGGUUUGAUAUUAGAGAUGAAAUCUUGGGGUCAGCCCUUGGAGCAUACGACGGAAAUGUGUACGAACGUCUGUAUGCCGAGGCGAUGAAAAGUCCAUUAAAUAAAGAGAGUGUUAACAAAUCGUUUCAAUUGCAUCUCAAGCCUUUCCUGAAAAGCAAUUUAUAACAACGGAAGAAGUGUAAAAAAAAAUAUCAAGAUAUCUCUGGCAUCAGGGCUGCGAUCAACUGAUCAACAGAACUCGAAUACUCAACUCAACUCGCAACGAUUCUAUACAAUAUACGUGGGUCCUAUAUUAGUCUAAUUGUAAAAGAUAUAAAUCUCUGCAAAUUUCAUACAUACAUUAUACUGAAAGCCAUAUUAUUUAUCCCGACAACAUUGCAAGAUUUUUAUGCUACUACUUUAUAAUAUGUUCAACGAGGCUGUUUGACCUAUAUUCUUUUGUAAUCACAUCCCAGUAUUACCAUCCACCUCCUUUUUCAAAGUCCAUCAAGCGAAAUGUGAGGUUCACAUCAGCAAUCGUGUGUUCACUACUUUACUAGCAUUUAAUACAAUAGUUUACAAAAAAUCAACUCAAAUCAAGACAGAAGUCAGGUAAAGAAAGCGUGAGAAGUAUCUUAAUCAACGACAUUUUACGUUCAAUUAUGAACGUACUUUAGUUUAAUUGAAUUAACAAUUGGUUUGUGCGUUGAAUAGUUUGGGUAAAGGAAACUUGA
Messenger RNA from Diprion similis, 2689 nucleotides. It is a transcript of the gene ACOX1, whose product is annotated as probable peroxisomal acyl-coenzyme A oxidase 1. The record is from RefSeq and is a predicted model, not a curated record. NCBI's taxonomy places the organism in Eukaryota, Metazoa, Arthropoda, Insecta, Hymenoptera, Diprionidae. Gene Ontology annotation, molecular function: fatty acid binding; acyl-CoA oxidase activity; FAD binding. The transcript has 11 exons. Gene Ontology annotation, cellular component: peroxisome. Gene Ontology annotation, biological process: fatty acid beta-oxidation using acyl-CoA oxidase; lipid homeostasis. Bases 141 to 2141 code for a protein of 666 amino acids.